This is a messenger RNA of Suncus etruscus (white-toothed pygmy shrew), 971 nucleotides long. It is a transcript of the gene ARV1, whose product is annotated as ARV1 homolog, fatty acid homeostasis modulator. NCBI's taxonomy places the organism in Eukaryota, Metazoa, Chordata, Mammalia, Eulipotyphla, Soricidae. Gene Ontology annotation, cellular component: Golgi apparatus; cortical endoplasmic reticulum. The coding region runs from base 94 to 906 and encodes 270 amino acids. Gene Ontology annotation, biological process: sterol metabolic process; intracellular sterol transport; regulation of plasma membrane sterol distribution. The record is from RefSeq and is a predicted model, not a curated record. The transcript is spliced from 5 exons.
GUCCCACUUCUAAGUCGGAAGUUCUGCACCAAUUUUGCGUGUGUGCGAGUGAGCAGUAGUAGGCGGGCUGAGCUUUGACUGAGCUCAUGAGACAUGGAAGGGGUUGCAGCUAGAAAGAGGGACAAAGUUGGGGUGUCAGCGACCUCUACUUCUACUUCAGUCUCCUGCCAGUACAGGUGUAUCGAAUGCAACGAAGGAGCCAAGGAAUUGUACCGAGACUAUAACCAUGGCAUACUGAAGCUAACCAUCUGCGUGAGUUGUCAGAACUCCUGCCAGAAACCUGUGGACAAAUAUAUUGAGUAUGAUCCUGUUAUCAUCUUGAUUAAUGCUAUUCUUUGCAAAACCCAGGCCUAUAGACAUAUUCUUUUCAAUACUGAAAUAAAUAUGCAUGGAAAACUCUGCAUAUUUUGUUUGCUUUGUGAAGCAUACCUGAGAUGGUGGCAGCUUCAAGAUUCAAACCAGAAGAAUGAUCCUGAUGACUUUAUCAGAUAUGCUAAGGAGUGGGAUUUCUAUAGAAUGUUUGCAGUUGCUUCUCUAGAACAAACUGCCUUUUUUGUUGGCAUUUUUACUUUCCUGUGGAUACAAAAACCUAUGCUAGUGGGGAAAAAAAACAACUUCACUUUGCUGCUGAAAGCAUUGUUAUUAUCUAGCUAUGGAAAACUUCUGUUAAUUCCAGCUGUCAUUUGGGAACAUGACUACACAACCCUGUGCCUCCAACUUAUUAAAGUGUUUGUUCUUACAUCAAAUUUUCAGGCAAUUAGAGUGACCCUAAACAUCAACAGAAAGCUCUCCUUUUUGGCUAUAUUAAGUGGCUUACUACUAGAAAGCACUCUGGUCUACUUCUUUCAGAGGAUGAAGUGGGAUAUUGGAAGUGAUUGUGCUUCCUAUAAAACUCAAGACUUUUGAAGAAGAAAAGUGUCUUUGUGUUCACGUAUUCAGUUAUUAUAAAAUAAAUACUUUCUUUUACAUAA